GUCGCGGUCGGACUGGUGCUUUGGUUAGCGGCAUUUCCAGAGCUCCGUCCCCCAAUCUUCUGGGCAGAUGGUGGGGUAGCAAACGGUGGAACCCAGCUGGAAUUUCGACUACCUAAUGAACGUCCUAAGCGACGGCGUUUGAUGGGUUUCCCUGAACCAAUGUCCUCAAUUUCUUCUUUUUGGUCAGCAUGGUCCAUUCUGACAAAUUAUCGACGUGUGAAACUGUCAAAAUAUAGAAUAAUAAUGCCAGAUCAAUCGAAACUCGCGGCUUAAUUAUUUCCAAUUGUUAUGUUGCGCCCUCUUGUGUUGCACAAAAAUGGCGGAGUCUGCUAUUGAAACUGUGCGUGUUAUCAAAUCAGCUUUUGGGCGAAAAUUGGUUUUCGCUUCUAAAUUUUCCACUAGAAAAUGUAUCUUUCAAGAAUCUCCAUAUUUGUAUUUAUUGUGCAAUAAGAAAAGGGGACUCUUCUGUGACUUCUGCCUCAAACAAUGUUCUGAUCUUCAGAGGUGUUCCAGUUGCAAGUAUGUGAGGUACUGCAGUAGACAUUGUCAGAAAGCAGACUGGAAGAGAUGCCACAAGCAAGACUGCAAAACACUUAAGAGGAUACAUCCAAGGGUACCUCCGGACCUGGCUCAGCUCCUCUCGCAGAUCAUCCGAAAGCAAAAUAGACCCCCUCCUUCGGACGACGAGGAUCAUUUCCCAACUUCCCUUGAUCAGCUGGAAUCCCACCAUGAUAAGUUGAGCGAUGCAAGAAAGGAUCACUUUCAGAGUUUGUUGUUUGUCUUGAACCAGUGCAUGGAAGGGGCGGUCUUGCCGGAGCCAAGCAGCCUGUUGAAGAUGUUUGCGGCCAUCAUCUGCAAUAGCUUCUCAAUAUGUGAUAACGAUCUGAAUGGAAUAGCGGUUGGUAUUUAUCUGAGAGCAUCAAUGUUAAAUCAUUCUUGUGAUCCUAACUGUGUAGUGGUGUUUGAUGGGAGAAAACUUCAACUCAGGACUAUCAAAGAUGUUAAAGAAGGAGAAGAGUGUACAAUCAGCUAUGUUGAUAUCAUGGACCCAGUUAAAGAAAGGAAGGCUGAACUAGAGGAAAGAUAUCACUUUACCUGCAACUGUGUGAAAUGUAUGGAUGAAAUAAAGGCGUUGGAGCCAGACGAUGGUUUGGAUGAAAGAGUUGAGGGCCUGAAGAAAUCCUUGGAGACAAUACAAGAUGCAGAGAAAUCACAAGAUUGGUCUAAAGUGUUGCUGCUAUGUGAGCCAUACCUGAAGCCUAUGGACUCCUCCAGUCAGGGUCUUCCAGCCAAUCAUCAUCUUCUGGUAAAGCUAAGAGAUAAAGCAUUCGAUGCUUGUAUAGACACGCAAGCAUGGGAGAAGGCUGCCAUGGUCGGACAACUCAAUACAGAACCAUACAGACAUCACUAUGGACCAUACCACCCCAGUUUAGGUAUACACCUUCUAAAGAUGGGUAAGCUGCUACUGUAUCUUGAAAGACUCCAAGAAGCAAGGAAAUACCUUACAGAGGCCGAGAAUGUUUUGGAGGUAACGCAUGGCCCACAACAUACACUGAUGUUAACCCUAGUACAAGAACUCCUAUGUAGUUGCAGGUGAUGAGAGUGGUUAAUCAUUCUCCCGAAGGUCCGAUCUUCUGCCUAUAUCCUUGUUCACCAAUAAGUUAUCCAACCAAAUUCCAGUGAGAGAUUGAUUUCCUCUAGGCUGUGAGAGGUCUAGAAGUAACACAUGCCCACAACAUACCCUGAUGAUAACCAUACUUCAAAAACUCUUAUGUAGUUGCAGGUGAUGAGAGUGCUUAAUCACCCUCCCGAAGGUCACAUCAUCUGCCUAUAUCCGAGUUAACUCAUAAUUUAUCCAGAAAAAUUCCAUCUCCGUUGAUGCCAUUGAGGUGUGGAUUUACUCUAGGCCGAGAGGGUUUUUGAGGUAACGCAUGGCUCUCAACAUGCCCUGAUGAUAACGUUAGUGCAGGAACUCCUCUGUAGUUGCAGGUGAUGAAAGUUUGGCUAACAAUCUUCAUCAAGAUUACAUCUUUAUCCUCAUAACCGGUUGUAUCUCCUUUGAUGCAAACAGGAGAUCAGUUUCCAUUGAUAAUAAAAGCUUCAUUAAAUUGGGGUACUUAGUCAUACAUGUGUUUCUGUAAUGCAAAAUAAACAGUUUCAUAGCAUAUAAAGUAAUGCUUUUUGAAAACUUAACAUUCCAUAUCAAAACCAGGAGUAUUUUGAUCAAAGAUUAAAGUUUCCCAAUUUCAGGAUAAUUCAUGAGAAGUGCCUCUGUGUCGGUGACAUGUACAUGUAUUUCGAAAUUUGAAGGUUGAUAUUGCAGUCCUGGCUUCAGACUCACAACGCUCAACCAAGUAUGAAUCCAGCCAGAUUGGACAAUAGUUUUGAGAGGCCGACUAUUGUGCAAAAGCAAUAUGGCCCCUGAAAUGGCUUUGCGUCUAAUCCGGCUGGAUCCAUGCCUGUGCUCAAUCCAUAACGUGAUUUCAGAAUCGUCAAGAGUGUAGUGUUUAUUCACUCACAAGAAAGAAAUGUUGUGGACAGUUUCACCACAUGCUCAGGUGCUUUUUGAAACAUGUACACAGGAAUAACCAUCGUUUCUGGGGAUUUAUUUAACAAUUUCUGACAUUUUACUAGUGAGUGGAGCCAACGUAGUUCAGCGGAACAUCCAAUAUACAGAGACUGAAGCUUUUGUUCUAGUAUAUACCAGGGUUCUUUGAACUUUAAGUCAAAACUUGUCCCGUGAAGUUAGAUUUAUCUUCACAGAGGUUGGACGUUUCACACCAUUUAAUCUGGUAAGAUCAGUGUAUUCUAUGAUAGGAAUAAUCAAUCCAGUCAUAUAUCCUUGAAAUACAUUUUUGUACUUUAACUUUUGCUUUUUAAUAAAUAUUAUUUAAGACCA
Messenger RNA from Lytechinus pictus (painted urchin), 2899 nucleotides. Its product is annotated as histone-lysine N-methyltransferase SMYD3-like. Gene Ontology annotation, cellular component: nucleus. The transcript is spliced from 9 exons. Gene Ontology annotation, molecular function: protein binding. The record is from RefSeq and is a predicted model, not a curated record. Bases 317 to 1597 code for a protein of 426 amino acids. NCBI's taxonomy places the organism in Eukaryota, Metazoa, Echinodermata, Echinoidea, Temnopleuroida, Toxopneustidae.